UUUUCAUCUUUUCAAUUUCUCUCUUUUUCCCUGUAUUAACGCGUGUUUGAUUCUCGAGGAAAAAUAGUAUGAAAAUGAAAGAAAAGUCACCGUUGUGAGAUUCCAACUACUUUCUUUUUGUUUUGUUCCGAUUCCUCAGAAUCCAAACGAAGCGUCCAGAGUCUCAAUCGAUUAUCAUCCUUUUGUCAUUUUGAUCAAUUAGUGAGAUUCGAUUCUGUGUUUCUUUCACAGCAGAGGGUUCGAAUCUCCAGCACGAAUCGUCUCAUUCGGAUCGUUGCUCUCUCCACUGCCGGGUCGAGUAUUCUGUUCUCGAACCGUGACACAAAUUCUAGUGAGUAAAACAACUGUCUCAGUUUCAGUUCCCGCACCGUUACGUGAUUCAUAUUCGCUGCAAUGGCCAAUUGUGAAAGAGAUGAUUCGUUCUCCUUCAACACUCACCUCCAAUCUGUCCCCAUAUGCUGUAGGAAAUGUUCAGUUAUUUCUUUCUAGAAUUGGCUCUGUUCCCUCUGAAGAUGUGAAUAAGGAUGCUUCUGGGAAGUUUGGUGAUGGUUCACGAUCUAUUGCAACUGCUGUUGCUAUGGUUAUUCCGGCUGUUGUCCAUAUAUCUGUUCCGUGCAGUAUGUUUCAAAUCUGUGCUAUUGCGUUUCUGUAUAUAUAUGUGUAUGAAUGUAUAUGUUGUUUGGGAAAUUGCCCCAGUAGAUUGUCUGUGAGUUUGUUGUCUGUAGGGGAUGCGAAGACUUCGGGAUCCAAAAAAGGCGCUGGAGCCAUAAUUGAUCCUGAUGGUACUAUUUUAACAUGUGCUCAUGUCUUGCUAGAUAGUCGAGGCAAGAGAGUUACAUCAAAAGGGAAGGUUGACGUGACUUUGCAAGAUGGCCGUACAUUCGUUGGUACUGUGGUAAAUGCUGAUUUACAUUCUGAUAUUGCUAUUGUGAAGAUCAAUUCUAUACUUCCACUUCCAUCAGCAAAACUUGGUUCUUCAAGUAAGCUACGUGCAGGGGACUGGGUGGUAGCUAUGGGCUCUCCUCUCUGCCUGCAAAACACUGUUACAGCUGGUAUUGUCAGUUGUGUUGACCGUAAAAGCAGCGAAAUGGGUUUUGGUGGAAUGCUGAAAGAGUAUGUUCAAAUAGAUUGUGCGCUCAAUCCGGGAAAUUCUGGCGGACCCCUUGUUGACCUUGAUGGAGAAAUUGUAGGUGUUAAUGUUAUCAGAUUAGCUAUUAAUGGUUUGGGUUUUGCUGUACCAAGCGACUCGAUUUUCAAAAUUAUGGAGCACUUUAAGAAAAAUGGGAGAGUUGUUCGGCCAUGGCUGGGAAUGAAAAUGCUUGAUCUUAAUGAGGCGAUUGUUUCCCAGCUUAAAGAUAAAGAUCCUUUGUUUCCCAAUGUUAACAAAGGCGUUCUUGUAUUCAUGGCUUUUCUUGAGGAAUUUCUCUGCUCAUGGCAUUGCAAAUCUUGGAAAAUAGAAGGAUUUUGCAGGGCACAGUUUCGGGUAACUCCUGGAUCACCUGCUGAUAUAGCUGGAUUUCAUCCAGGUGAUGUUGUCAUUGAAUUCCAGGGGAAGCCUGUUGGGAGCAUCGCUGAGAUCACUGAACUUAUGGAAGAGCAAGUUGGGAUGCCCUUAAAGGUAGUUGUGAAAAGAGCGAAAGAUACUUCAGUGCCUUUGACUGUGGUACCAGAGGAGGCAAUCCCCGAGUUGUGAUGGCACUGCUUCUUUUAUUGUUAGUUUUGCCUUUACAUUGAUUGCCACAUUGAAACCACAAAUAACUCUAAAAAGAAAGGGAAAACGUAGAUGUUAGCAGGUGUUAUUGUUGUUCUUUUUUUGUUACGAGUACAUUCUUUUCCCUUUGUUCAGGAAUCCCACUCUCCAAAAACAUAAAUGAAAAAAUGGUAAGAAAUAAAGAAGAAAUAUUUGAGUGUUUGAUCAGAA
Cornus florida is the source of this 1921-nucleotide messenger RNA. Its product is annotated as putative protease Do-like 14. Gene Ontology annotation, molecular function: serine-type endopeptidase activity; protein binding. Lineage: Eukaryota; Viridiplantae; Streptophyta; Magnoliopsida; Cornales; Cornaceae. Bases 413 to 1693 code for a protein of 426 amino acids. Gene Ontology annotation, biological process: proteolysis. The transcript has 10 exons. The record is from RefSeq and is a predicted model, not a curated record.